Molecule: messenger RNA, 1020 nt
Organism: Mercenaria mercenaria
Lineage: Eukaryota; Metazoa; Mollusca; Bivalvia; Venerida; Veneridae
Product: 39S ribosomal protein L15, mitochondrial-like
Exons: 4
Coding region: 83-967 (294 amino acids)
Biological process (GO): translation
Cellular component (GO): mitochondrial large ribosomal subunit
Molecular function (GO): structural constituent of ribosome
Source: RefSeq, a predicted model, not a curated record
CGGUCUACAUCCAUUUGCACGAUUGGUCAAAAUUAUGCACCGGAAAAACACGACCUCCAAAAAAAUUGAAAAUUGCUGAAAAAUGGCAUCUAAAAUUCCAGAAAAAGCGUUGAAUUUGAUUCGAAAUAUGCCUCGAGUUAAACUCAACUCUCUUAAACCUUUACCAGGAGAAUACACAAUUGGGAAAAAACGAAGAAGAAAUAGACACAGUGGGUUUAAAAGUGGGCGUGGGGACAAAGGUCAAGGCCAGAGAAUGACAUUGCCUAGGAUUGGAUUUGAAGGUGGAAAUACUCCAUUCUAUUUAAGAAUUCCAAAAGAACCGUAUUACAAAGGACAUCAUGUUCGCAGGGAAUAUCCACCAUUUUCACUGCUGCAGUUGCAGCGGAUGAUUGACACCGGCCGUAUAGACAUUAACCAGCCUAUUGAUCUGACAACAAUAUGUAAUACACACAUUUACAAGAUUAACCCUAUGGACAAGGAAUUUGGUGUAAAUCUCACAGACGAGGGGGCAGAAAUAUUUACAGCAAAGAUAAACAUAGAGGUGCAAUGGGCAGAAGAAUCAACAAUUGCUGCCAUUGAAAGGAAUGGUGGAAUGAUAACUACCAGGUACUUCAGCUCAGAAUGUGUGGAAGCAAUGUGUAAUCCAUUAAAGUUUUUCUCAAGGGGAAUUCCUAUUCCAAGAUGCCCACUACCACCAGAGAACGCAUUUGAAUAUUACACAAACCCUGAUUUUAGGGGAUACUUAGCUGAUCCAGAAAAGGUGAAAGAAUCUAGAUUUAAACUAGCACAGAAGUAUGGCUAUGAAAUGCCAAAUUAUGAUGAGGACCUGAAAAAAGAGCUAUUUGAAAUGCGAAAGGAUCCAAGGCAGAUUUAUUUUGGAUUAAGUCCAGGUUGGAUAGUUUGUCUGAAGGACAAAGUUAUAAUUAAACCUAAAGAUCCAGAAUAUGAGGAAUUUUACCAGUCAUGAUUAUAUAUUCCAAACUGUUGCAGAGAAUUUUUUAAAUAAAGUGUUCAACAGCU